AUGUUUGAAAAAAUUCCAAACCAAAAUUCUCAUAGCAUGGGUGAUAAUAACACUGGCUAUUAUAAUAAUAAUAAUAAUAAUAAUAAUAAUAAUAAUAAUAAUAAUAAUAAUAGUAAUAAUAAUAAUAAUAAUUCAAAUAAUAAUAAUAAUAAUAAUAUUAAUAAUAAUAAUAAUAAUAAUAAUAAUAAUAAUAAUAAUAAUAAUAAUAAUAAUAAUAAUAACAAUAAUACAUCACAACAAUUACCAUCACCACAAUUGUCACAACCAAAUUCAAUGAAUACAACACCAAAUCAAACCUCACCAAAUCUUAGAAGCUCACCAAAUAGAGUAGCAAAUAAUAUGACACAAAUUAAUAUUUUAACGCCACAUCUAUUGCCGGGAUCACCAUCAGCUUCACCAAUCCCAAUUUCAUCAAUUCCAACCGCCUCUGUAUAUCGUCAACCAUUUUCAUCUUCAUCAUCAUCAAACCAUGAUCAAGGAUCAUACCCAAUCAUAAAUACCAAGUCAAUCAUUCCAUCCGCAUCACAACUUCAAUCUCAAAAUCUUAACAUUAUUAACUCUAUAAAUAACAAUUUCUCCAAAGAUUCACCAAAUAGCCAAAAUAAUACCUCUUUCAAUGAAGAUACUAUAUUCAUAGCUAGUACAACUUAUGGUUCAUCUAAUACCCCAAAUAAUAAUAAUAAUAAUAUUAAUAAUAAUAAUAGUAAUAACAAUAAUAACAGUAAUAAUAGUAAUAAUAAUAACAAUUCUACCAACAAUAAUAAUAAUAGUAGUAAUAUAAAUUCACCAAAUGAUUUUAAUAAUAAUCAUAAUAAUAAUAAUAAUAAUAAUAAUAAUAAUAAUAAUAAUAAUAACAACAACAAUAGUAGUAAUAGUAAUAUUAAUAAUAAUAAUAAUAAUAGCAAUAAUAGUAAUAACAAUAUAGACAAUAGCAAUAAUAAUAAUAACAACAAUAAUGUUCGUAGUGGUAAUAGCAAUGUUAAUGCAAAUGGCCAUAAUAGAUUAAAGAGAAAAUCAAAAGAAAAUAUAUAUAAUAACAACAACCAAAAUAACAACAACCAAAACAACAACCAAAACAACAACCAUAAUAACAACCACAAUAACAACCACAAUAACAACCAAAAUAACAACCAAAAUAACAUCCAAAAUACCAACCAAAAUAACAUCCAAAACAAUCACAACCAACAAAAUAACAACAACCACCAAAACAAUAACAACCAAAAUAACAACUACCAAAAUAAUAAUAAUCAAAACAGCGGCAAUAACAAUAAUCAAAAUCACCACAACAAUAAAUUCAACCAAAACAAUAACCACAACCAAAACAACCACAGUAACAAUCAAAAUAAAAACAACCAUAACAACAACCACAAUAAUAAUAACCACAAUAAUAAUAACCACAAUAAUAAUAAUAACAACCACAAUAAUAAUAAUAACAACCACAAUAAUAAUAACAACCACAACAACCAAAACAACCACAACAACCAAAACAAUAACCACAACAAUAAUCAAAACAACAACUACAACAAUAAUCAAAAUAACAACUACAACCCAAACAACUACGGCAACAACUAUAACCCAAAUAAUAAUUAUAAUAAUAGUAAUAAUCCAAAUAACAUGAAUAAUAACUACAAUCAUAACCAAAACAACAACAACAACAACAACAACAACAAUCAGAAUUAUAACAACAACCAUAACAAUCAAUUUAAUAAUCAAAACAACCAAAUCCACAAUCAAAGCAAUAACCAAAACAAUUACAACCAAAACAACAACCACAAUAACAAUAACCAAAACAACAAUAACAAUAACCAAAACAACAAUAACAACAACAACCAAAACAACAACAACAAUAAUAAUAAUAUUAAUAAUAAUAAUAAUAAUAAUAAUAAUAAUAAUAAUGGCAACACUGGAUUAUCUUCAUCCACAAAUAACUCUAAACAUAGUUCACCACGUUCAUCUCCAAAUAAUUCACCAUUGAACUAUAAUACCAAUGAGGAAUACUACAACUCUGGUUCAUCAUCCCCUUCCUCUCCUGGUAGUCCAAAUUCAAGUAUUUUACAAAUUACAGAUGGUAACAAUGGUUUUAAUAAUCAAAAUAAUUUAAACAAUGGUAAUAAUGGUAAUCAAAAUUAUAAUAAUAAUAAUGGUCAGUUUAACAAUAAUUUCGACAAUAAUGGUCAAAAUAACAACAACAACAACAACAACAACAACAAUAAUAAUAAUAAUAAUAAUGAAAAUAAUAGAAAUUCACCAACAACCACUCAACCACAGAUUCAAACUACUCAACCACUAAUUAAUGGUGCCAAUAGUGCAUUUGUAUUCCCUUCAACACCAAAGACCAAUUCCUCUACAACUCUUUUUGGUGUUAUGCCAAAUGAACAAGAGACUUGGAUCGAGAUAAGAGACCUCAGUUGUUCUAUUUCAAAGAUGGCCAAAUCAAGUUUGACUAAUGGUAUCACUGAAGAAAUGUUAAAUGAAAUCAAAGAAAAAGGUACUGAUUUAAUUAACAUGAUCGAAAAUGUUACCCAAAAAGAGAAAUUAGAAAGAAAAUAUAAUGAUGAUGAUAGAAAUAGAAUAUUCCCACCAUUAACAAGACCAAGAAGAUUUAGAAAGAAGAAGAAGCCAAAUGUGACCGAACCACCUGUUGAAAAGGUUAAAAAGAAGGCUGAUACCUUAUUUUGUACAUCUUGUGGUACGACUCAAACACCAGAAUGGAGAAAAGGUCCAGCCGGAGGUAAAUCAUUAUGUAAUGCAUGUGGACUUCAUUAUGCAAAAUUGAUGAAAAAAGAAAUUCAAUUAAGUAAAGUUGAAACUACCUCAAGUCCCCCAAGCACAUCUAUGAAUGUUGUUAAUUUAUUAAACUGA
This is a messenger RNA of Dictyostelium discoideum AX4, 2862 nucleotides long. RefSeq lists its product as hypothetical. Lineage: Eukaryota; Evosea; Eumycetozoa; Dictyosteliales; Dictyosteliaceae. The transcript has 2 exons. Gene Ontology annotation, molecular function: sequence-specific DNA binding. The record is from RefSeq and is a predicted model, not a curated record. Gene Ontology annotation, biological process: regulation of DNA-templated transcription. The coding region runs from base 1 to 2862 and encodes 953 amino acids.